Meira miltonrushii is the source of this 259-nucleotide messenger RNA. RefSeq lists its product as uncharacterized. The transcript has 3 exons. Gene Ontology annotation, molecular function: proton-transporting ATP synthase activity, rotational mechanism. Gene Ontology annotation, cellular component: mitochondrial inner membrane. The coding region runs from base 1 to 204 and encodes 67 amino acids. Gene Ontology annotation, biological process: proton motive force-driven mitochondrial ATP synthesis. Lineage: Eukaryota; Fungi; Basidiomycota; Exobasidiomycetes; Exobasidiales; Brachybasidiaceae. The record is from RefSeq and is a predicted model, not a curated record.
AUGUCUUCUGCAGCUGCUUGGCGCCAAUACUUCACGUACAACAAGUACACUUCCAUCUGUGCUCGUGCUACACGUCAAGCACUCAAAGAGGAAGAGCGUGUCAAGGCUGACAAACGUGGAUUCAUGGCUUUGCGUUACCAAGAAUGGAAGGAUGGUAAAGCCGGUGAGAACGUCAACUUGGCCGCCGAAGAAAAGAAACAAUAAACAUCAGCUCGGAAUCGAAAUCUAGAAAUCUACAAAUGUGCAAUACACUACAGCU